AUGAAACGAAGGACCAAUUUCGACAGUGUGAAAGUACGCAAAUCAACUCGACGUCCUCGUCUUACUGAGGGAAUCUAUGGAAGUGCUUUAAUGUACCUGAAAUUCAUUUGUAUAUGGGGUGUCAUCAUGGCAGCUGAUUUUCUUCUUGAAUUUCGAUUUGAAUUUCUUUGGCCAUUUUGGCUUGUUUUACGAAGUAUUUGUGAUUCAUUUAAGUACCAAGGAUUGCUUUUCUCGAUAUUCUUUGUACUUAUUGCAUUCGUAACCGAUCUCAUUUGUUAUAUACUAUUACCUGUACAAUGGCUAUUCUUUGCCGCAAGUAGUUAUGUCUGGAUUCAGUAUGUUUGGCAAACAGAACGUGGAAUCUGCCUUGGUACGGUUGUUCUCUGGGUAUUAUUUGUGUGGCUUGAAGCAUCAGUACGAUUACGUGAAAUUAAAACUAUAGAUCUUUGUCGACCAUUUGCUGCGCAUUGUAUCGGCUAUCCGAUGGUAACAUUAGGUUUUGGUUUUAAAACGUAUCUUGCUUAUAAAUGGAGAUUGAGAAAACAACGUGAUGUACGGAAAACGAAUGAAACGUACAUUCAAUUAAUUAAUCAAGCAUUGCCAGUUGAAAUUCAACAAGAAGCAGAGAAAGAACGAUUGAGCCGAGAAAAAGGUGCAUUCUCUGAGAAUUAUGAUGACUUAUCACAAACCAACAGUGAUGGAACUUAUCCGCCAUCUCCUUCGCCUUCGUCAACUAUUGUUACAAAUUUUAGUUCGACUUCAUUAUCUAAUAAUUCAACAGUUAAUAAUUCCCAGACACAAUCGUCAUCAUUUUGUACAGUUUCAAAACGUUCAUCCAAAGUAAAUCCAACUACCAUAAAUAAUUCUGAUGGACUAUCUUCAUCGAAUUCAAACCCACUUGUACAGACAACAACACGUAAUAAUAAAAUUCAGACAACGACAACGACAACGACAGCAACCAAUGGACAUGACGAUAGUUCAUUAUCGUUUAAACAACAGAAACAGAAUUCAUCACUAUCGAAUCUUAAUAAUGCAACAAAUCAACAGCAGAAAAAACAGUCACAAAAAUCUUCAAAUUCACAGCAACAGACAUCGACGAAUACUCAAAGUCGGCGGCAAUCGAAAAAACAGGAACCAGCGCAACCGGUAUCACGUGAUUCAUCUGCUUCAUAUGUCAAUGGUUUCGAAGUCCCUACUUUGAUUGACAAUUCAGAUAUUGAAAAGAAUCUACAAAUUAGUAAAUUAGAAGCUGAUAUACAAAGAUUGAAUCAAACGCUUGACAAGCAUAAGUAUUCGGAAAUACAAUUACGCACACAAGUAACGGACUUGAAAAAUCUUCGAAGAGAUCUAGAAGAUAUGCGUGCUGAAAAUAAUGAUCUGAAAACAAAAUAUGAUUCAGUUAAUACUCAACGGCAACGUGAUAAACAACGUCUAACUGAUCUUGAACGAAAUUUGAAUGAGGAACGACUAAAUAAACAACGCUUAGAGUCGCAAAUUAAAACAGAAAAAUCUUUAACGAAAAAGCUUCAAGAUGAUCUAACAAAAAUAAGUUUAACACCAGCAAAAAGUGAAUGUACAGAACAAUGUUUGAAGCGAAAACGUGAUCUAGAGAAUGAAACACGCGAAAUACGUAAAUUGCUUAAUGACAAAGACGAACGAAUAAAAAUACUUGACAAUGAAAUUAAAGGUCUUAAAUAUCGUGAAUCUCAAGCGGAUACUGAAGUUCUCUAUCAACAUUUAUCACAAAUAGGAGAACGAAAUGCUCAGCUACAAGAUAGUCUUAGUGCUGAAACUCGAAUUAAACUUGAUCUUUUCUCUGCACUCGGUGAAGUUAAACGAGAACUUGAAAUAGCCAACGGUGCUAUUCGAGAAAAAGAACGUGAACUGAUCAUUGCAUUACAAUCUCAACACCAACCAAAUAAUUGUAUAUUCAAUGGUCAUCCUCAUUCACAUUGUUCAACAUCAUCUGGACACUCAUCACCAACACAUCAAUUAAUUGACACAAAUAAUAAUCCAACAACAAUGACUUCGUCAUGUUCAACAACUAUGUUUUAUCCUCCAACUGCUGUUACACCACCACCACUACAAAAUGCUACAUCUAAUCUCGAUCCGAAUGCUCAAGAUUUUUGUUUAUCAACACAUUCGACAAGCAACAACUAA
Rotaria socialis is the source of this 2160-nucleotide messenger RNA. NCBI's taxonomy places the organism in Eukaryota, Metazoa, Rotifera, Eurotatoria, Philodinida, Philodinidae. The record is from the annotation of a GenBank genome assembly.